Messenger RNA from Ictidomys tridecemlineatus (thirteen-lined ground squirrel), 2529 nucleotides. NCBI's taxonomy places the organism in Eukaryota, Metazoa, Chordata, Mammalia, Rodentia, Sciuridae. The record is from RefSeq and is a predicted model, not a curated record.
AUGGAAAACCAACGCUCAUCACCUCUGUCAUUCUCGAGUGUCCCGCAAGAAGAAACCCUGCAUCAGGCCCCAGCUGGACUCCCCAGAGAAACUCUGCUCCCAUCCCGAAUUCUUCCCCCCAAAGAAAUUCCUUCUUUGUUGCCUACUGUUCCCCGGCAAGGCUCCCUGCCCCAAACUUCCAGUGCUCCCAAGCAAGAGACUUCUGGCCAGAUGCCGCAUAUACCCCAGAAGGGACCGCCACUCCUGUAUCCUGCUACUUCUGAACAAGAGACGCAUCUCCAGGGCCACCUGGCUUCCCAGGAAGAGACCCAGUAUCCUGCUGACCAGGAAAUCUCCCUUCUCUCCCACUCCGCCCACCAUCAGGAAGCCCCACUCCACUCCCCUGAAGUUCCUGAGAAAGACCCCCUGACUCUUUCCCCCACAGUCCCUGAGGCUGACAUGGACCCCCUGCUCCAGAGCCAAGCUUCCCAAAAGGACAUCCCCUUCCAGGUCUCUUCUGCAGCCCAGAAGGAACAGCCACUGCCCACAGCAGAGAUCACCCGCUUGGCCGUGUGGGCUGCUGUCCAAGCUGUGGAGAGGAAACUGGAGGCCCAGGCCAUGAGGCUACUGACCCUGGAGGGCAGGACGGGGACAAAUGAAAAAAAGAUAGCCGACUGUGAGAAGACAGCCGUGGAAUUCGCAAACCAUCUGGAGAGCAAGUGGGUCGUGCUGGGGACCCUGCUGCAGGAGUAUGGGCUUCUGCAGAGGCGGCUGGAGAACAUGGAGAACCUGCUGAAAAACAGAAAUUUCUGGAUCCUGCGGCUGCCGCCAGGGAGCAAUGGAGAAGUUCCCAAGGUCCCUGUCACGUUUGAUGACGUCGCCGUCCAUUUCUCGGAGCAGGAGUGGGGAAACCUAUCUGAGUGGCAGAAGGAGCUCUACAAGAAUGUGAUGAGGGGCAACUAUGAGUCUCUGGUUUCCAUGGACUAUGCAAUUUCCAAGCCAGAUCUAAUGUCACAGAUGGAGCGCGGGGAGAGGCCAGCCAUGCAAGAGCAGGAGGACUCUGAGGAAGGCGAGACUCCCACAGACCCCAGCGCUGCACAUGAUGGCAUCGUGAUUAAGAUCGAGGUACAGACCAACGACGAGGGCUCAGAAAGCUUGGAGACACCAGAGCCCCUAAUGGGACAAGUGGAAGAACAUGGCUUUCAGGACUCGGAGCUGGGCGACCCCUGUGGAGAGCAGCCAGACCUGGACAUGCAGGAACAGGAGAACGCCCUGGAGGAGUCCACGGAGGGCUCAGGCGAGUUCAGCCAGCUCAAGCAGAUGCUGGUGCAGCAGAGGAACUGCACAGAGGGGAUCGUGAUAAAGACAGAGGAACAGGAGGAGGAGGAGGAAGAGGAGGACGACGAUGAACUGCCGCAGCACUUGCAGUCCCUUGGGCAGCUGUCCGGGAGGUAUGAGGCCAGUAUGUAUCAGACCCCGCUGCCUGGGGAGAUGUCCCCCGAAGGCGAGGAUAGCCCCCCACCCCUGCAGCUGGGAAACCCCGCGGUGAAGAGGCUGGCGCCCCCCACGCAUGCGCACUCGCACUCCCACUCGCACUCGCAUUCGCACUCCCACUCCCACGGCGAGCGGCACCUGAACGAGAACCGCGGGGCCUCCAGCCAGCAGCAGCGGAACCGGCGCGGCGAGCGGCCCUUCACCUGCAUGGAGUGCGGCAAGAGCUUUCGGCUGAAGAUCAACCUCAUCAUCCACCAGCGCAACCACAUCAAGGAGGGGCCCUACGAGUGCGCCGAGUGCGAGAUCAGCUUCCGGCACAAGCAGCAGCUCACGCUGCACCAGCGCAUCCACCGCGUGCGCGGCGGCUACGCCUCGCCGGAGCGCGGGCCCGCCUUCAACCCCAAGCACGCGCUCAAGCCGCGCCCCAAGUCGCCCAGCUCAGGCAGCGGUGGCGGCCCCAAGCCCUACAAGUGCCCCGAGUGCGACAGCAGCUUCAGCCACAAAUCGAGCCUGACUAAGCACCAGAUCACGCAUACUGGCGAGCGGCCCUACACGUGCCCUGAGUGCAAGAAGAGCUUCCGCCUGCACAUCAGCCUGGUCAUCCACCAGCGCGUGCACGCCGGCAAGCACGAGGUCUCCUUCAUCUGCAGCCUGUGCGGCAAGAGCUUCAGUCGCCCCUCGCACCUGCUGCGCCACCAGCGGACUCACACGGGCGAGCGGCCCUUCAAGUGCCCUGAGUGCGAGAAGAGCUUCAGCGAGAAGUCCAAGCUCACCAACCACUGCCGCGUGCACUCGCGCGAGCGGCCGCACGCCUGCCCCGAGUGCGGCAAGAGCUUCAUCCGCAAGCACCACCUGCUGGAGCACCGGCGCAUCCACACGGGCGAGCGGCCCUACCACUGUGCCGAGUGCGGCAAGCGCUUCACGCAGAAGCACCACCUGCUGGAGCACCAGCGCGCGCACACGGGCGAGCGGCCCUACCCCUGCACGCACUGCGCCAAGUGCUUCCGCUACAAGCAGUCGCUCAAGUACCACCUGCGGACCCACACGGGCGAGUGA